ACAUUUUUGGAUGUCAACUUCUUGAACAAGUUUAUAAAAAUUAUGUUUUUAAGAAAUGGGCAAAUCUAGGAGACCAAUGAAAUCAAAAUGACAACAUCUGAAGUAGACGUUAACGAAAUAAAUCUAUCAGAUGAUGAAGAUAAAAUAAGAGUUUAUGGUUCUACGUCUUCAGAGAAUCCGUUUAAAUUCAAAAGGAAAUAUGGCAGCAAUGUUGUCAAUGUUGAAGACUCUCAAUCUAGCACUGACAUCCAGUAUGAUGAAGAUGCACAAACACAAUCUCUCAUAUCAAGCUCAGGAUCUAAAUCAAGUAGGAAAUCUGCAGUUUCUAACCUGUCUGUAAGCAGAACUGACGAGAAUGUUAGUGUCAUAUCCUCAAGGUCAUGGCACUAUAGGUGGUGGCAGCAUCCAAAGGUUCGUGAUAACUGUCGAGUUGUGAUUGGGGCUUUUGUUUUAACUUUGAUAGGCUUAUUAUUAGUUAUAACUGGUGUUGCAAUAAUGAUCUCGCCAUUUAGAGGAUGGCAUAGUUUGGUGUUCUUUAUUGGAGGAUCAUUGUUUCUCAUACCAGGCUUGUACCAUGUGACAUACAUAUAUUUGGCAGCUACAGGAAGAAAUGGUUAUUCAUUCCAUAACAUAUCUGUGUUUAGCUGAUACUAGUAAAAGUCUGUGUAGUUAACGUUUAGUUGGAAUUAACAUGACAGUCUGUACUAGACAAUCAUUUCUGGUAUUAGUCAGACUUAUAAUUUGGUUGAUACAUGUAUGAAAUCUCAUUCAUGUAAAUUAGAAAAUUUUUCUCAAAUACAUGUAUCACCACAUGAUAUUAAAUUAAAUAUGAAUGUAAUCAGUCACUACCUCUGUAAAUCUGUAAUCUGUGGGAAAUCUUUUAUCUGCUUUGUAGUAUUUGUAGUAAGAGUGUAUAAUGCUUGAAUUAGAUAGAUCUGUCCAAAAAACCAUACAAGCACACACAGAUCUCACAAGUUGUAAAAAAUCUCAUAUGUAAUUAAUUGUACGUCUAACUUUUUGACACUAUGCACAUAUGAUUGAUGUUUUUUUCAGUUUUUGUCUCGCCUUGAUGGAGUCAAAAAGCGAGACAUAGGUAUGCUGUUUCCGGCAGUGGCGUCAACAAUGUAUUAGUUUGUGAUUAGUUCAGUUCAUAGGGAACCACUAUUGGUAGGUCAAUGAUAUUUGGUAUGCAGUUGACAAAUCUCAUUUCCAUGAAGAUUGUUUGGCCCUGUACCUUCGGUCAUGGUUCAUUGACUUUGAAUAUUUUGUAUAACUUCCAUGUUGAAGUAUUGUUAGUUUGAUUUCAUUGUUGCAUUUUACUAUCAAAAUAACAAAAAGGUCAGACAUAUCUCUGCGUUAACAGUUUACUACUGAAAACAUGCAACAACAAAUGCAUUAUUACCAGAGUAUUUAAAGCUCAAUACAUUGAUAGCUUGGGUAAUUUAUAUGGGUUUUUGUUUAUUUUUGUUUUUUUUAUAUUGUUUUUGUAAUAUUUUGUUAUUUUUUAUUUUACAAUUUUAAACAAGUAGAUGAAUAUCUGAAACUUGAAUAUUUCAAAACAAGGUAUGUCUAUAAAUAAUUGUUGACAUAAAGAUUAUACCCAACAGAGAUUGAAUGUAAAGACAGAUCAUUUAGAAGAUGUUUCAUGUAAGUCAUUGUUUUUUUUCAGGGUAUUUACAUCAUUGUACAAAGUUCAGCUGUUCAUUUGGAUUUGUACUUUUUUAUUUUUAUUUAAAGUUCAAAUAUGAAAGUUCACUGUGUAUUUCUCAUACUUCUAAAAGUCUUUUGUAACAAAAAUGCACAUAUAUUAUGUAGUAACAUUUAACUGAUAAAUUAUACCUCCACAUACUCUAGGCAAGGGACUAUAUUGUGAUCACCUUGUUUGUUUAUCAGUUUGUCCAUCUGUCUGUCCUUUCAUACAACAAAUAUUUUUGGGUUACUUUUUUCAGAAACUACUAAAAAGGUUUUUUUUUGUCAGAAGUUUGAGAGUCACUGUUACAUAAGGCACUUUUUUGAUCCAUCAGUUAACUUCUUCCUGUUUGCCAAUACUUUAUCAAUUUUUUUAAUGAACUUAAAAAAAAUUGUCACACAUUUCUCCAAUACUGUUGAACAGAAUGACUUCAUUUUAAGUCAGUGCUUCAACUUUGAUGAGAUUUAAUAUAUAUGCCUGUUUUUCAUCUGUUAGACACCUAAUUCCUGUUUUCCAAUACUAUGAAAAACGAGUCUUGCACAGCUCAUAUAGAUCAAUGUAUCAGAAAUAGGAAUUAGGUGUUGGGGUUUGCUUUGCAUUCUUGUCGUAUAUUACAUUCAGAUACUAAAUUACGCAAAACAUGCAAUGUAAACAACAUUUAUAUAUUAAGCAGCUUUUUUGUUUCACAAUCAAUACUAGAUUUUUAUCAUGGUAUAU
Messenger RNA from Mytilus californianus (California mussel), 2407 nucleotides. RefSeq names its product transmembrane protein 134-like. The record is from RefSeq and is a predicted model, not a curated record. The coding region runs from base 88 to 648 and encodes 186 amino acids. The transcript has 7 exons. NCBI's taxonomy places the organism in Eukaryota, Metazoa, Mollusca, Bivalvia, Mytilida, Mytilidae.